AUGGAGGUCGCUUUGAUGGAGAUCAAAUGCCGAGCACGAGGCCAAAUGGAAGACGACCGAGGCGGAUUAGGGUUGAAAAUGGCAUGGGAUGGGGCUCCCAAUUUCCGCACGAGUGUUGAUUGGUGUGAUGAGAAGAGAUCGACUGCAGUACAGUGGGGCAGCUCGUUCUUAGCGGACAAGGCCGCGAACGGAGUGCCAAAUUUGGUUCGUUGGGCAUAUCCCGAGGGCGCGGAGCCCAGCAACGCCAGAUGGAGUAUACCGUAG
Penicillium waksmanii is the source of this 264-nucleotide messenger RNA. RefSeq lists its product as uncharacterized. The transcript has a single exon. Lineage: Eukaryota; Fungi; Ascomycota; Eurotiomycetes; Eurotiales; Aspergillaceae. The coding region runs from base 1 to 264 and encodes 87 amino acids. The record is from RefSeq and is a predicted model, not a curated record.